AUGGCCUGGAACAUCCGUGGGAUGACGGAUGAAUCCAAGCGUCUGCUCAAGGAGCACUGUAGCUCAUUUUCUCCCAUUAUUCUGGGGCUUUUAGAACCCAAGAAGGCCUUCCAUAAAGUUCGCCAUUCCUUCUGGACUUCUCUGAAUUUGAUCCGAGUGCAUCAGAACUGCCGUGCACCCCGGUGCUCUAAUAUCUGGGUUCUGUCUCACCCCUCUGUCAUCUCGACCACGGUUUUCUCCUCGGAUCAACUGGUUGUGGUGGAUUGUUCUUGGCAUUCGUUGGAUUUUCGUGUGGUGAUUAUUCAUGGUGCAAAUGAUCAAAUCUCUCGCCGCUCUCGUUGGCGGGAUCUUCUCCGUUUUGUUUCGGGUAAUACGGUGUUUAUAGGGGAUUUUAACACGGUCAAGGGGGCUCAUGAGAGAAUAAGUCCUCUAACCCCUCAGCGUGGCUCUUGUCGGGACUUCUGUUCUUUUAUUGAUGAUACUCAGUUCAUCGAAUCUCCAACGGAUGGCUUACGCUUUACUUGGUCGGGUCGUCGGUUCUUACCCCAUCAUGUCGAAUCGGUGUUGGAUAGGGCGAUUUUUUCUCAGAAUUUUGCUGAUUUGUGGGAUUCGAUUAUCACGACAGAUCUUCCCCGCCUCACUUCUGAUCACUCUCCUUUAGUUAUGCAGUGUCGUCGGGCUACUCCUCCUGGCAAGCGGCAGUUUCGUUUUCUUAAUAUGUGGGUCCAACAUGCUUCUUUCAGCGAGAUGGUCGAGAACUCUUGGUCUAGAUCGGUUGACGCCUUAUGCCCUAUUGUUCGUGUUAUGUUAAAGCUUAAGCGUUUGCGGGCUGAUAUUAGAGUCUGGAAUAAAGAGGUGUUUGGUAAUGUCGACGUUGCCAAAAAUCAAUGGCAGAAGCAACUGAUGGACACCCAAAAACAAAUAGCGGUUUCUGGCUAUACUGAUGAUCUGUUUAAUGAGGAGGUGCGUCUUCAAGCUGAACUUAACGUGGCUCUCUCAAGGAAAAACAGCCUUUUGCAACAAAAAAGUCGAGCAUCUUGGCUGGUGGAUGGUGAUAGAAACACAGCCUUCUUUCACCGCCUCGCAAAGUUCAAAAAGCGUAAUAAUACUUUUACGAGGCUGAAUAUCAAUGGUGUUGAUGUGUAUGAUUCUGGGAUUAUUGAGCAACAUAUUGUUAGUCACUUUUCGGAGCUUUUCACCGACGAUGGGAGUGAGCUGGCAGAUCAAUUAGAGAUUGAUGCUCUUAUCCAGCCUAGUAUUUCGGAGGACCAGAAUAUCUUGCUUAUCCGUAUUCCUGAUGAGGGGGAGAUUGCAGCUGCGGUUUUCAGUAUGGAUGUUCAUAGUGCGCCAGGUCCGGAUGGUUUUUAUGGCAUGUUCUUCCAUAGUUGCUGGACGACUAUUAAGGUUGAUAUCGUUGCUGCGGUGCAGAUAUUUUUCAGCCACUCUUACCUGCCCAAUGGGUGUAAUGCUAGCAUGAUGAUUCUUAUUCCGAAGAAAGAUGUGGUCUCCACUGUGGCGGACCUCCGCCCUAUUGUUCUUUCCAACUUUUUCUUCAAGAUCAUCUCAAAAGUUAUGGCUUCACGUCUUAGUACUGUGGCUAAUUCUCAUGUUGCGCCAAAUCAGUUUGGCUUUAUCAACGGUCGAAAUAUUCAUGACUGCAUUAUGCUAAGCUCGGAGGGUUUCAAUUGUAUGCAGCGCACCAAUCGUGGCAUAAACAUGGCGUGUAAGGUGGAUAUCAGAAAAGCCUUUGAUACUUUGCGAUGGGGCUUCAUUUUUCAAGUGCUUAGGGCUAAUGGCUAUCACGACAAUUUCAUUCGUUGGAUUUCGAUCAUUUUCAGCUCUGCUCGACUUUCCAUUCUUUAUAAUGGUCGUAUUUCUGGCUACUUCGCCUGCUCCCGUGGGGUUCGGCAAGGUGAUCCUUUGUCUCCCAUUAUUUUUGGUAUUGCUGAAGACGUCUUGAGCCGUCUAAUUAGCAGUUGCGUGGACUCUAAACAUCUAACUCCUAUGAGCUUCUCCCGGGCUUCUAAUUUUCCCACUCAUCUGCUGUAUGCUGAUGAUAUUAUUCUCUUUUGCCGUGCUACUGUUCGUAAUGCGAAAAAAGUUAAAGAGAUCUUUCAGUACUAUGGUACUAUCUUUGGACAGCACUGUAGUCAAGAGAAGUCCAAUAUCUUUUUCUCUAGUUGCGUCACUACUGAUAGAAGAAGAUCUAUUCAUCGUGCUCUUGGUUUCUCGGUAGGAAGCCUUCCUAUGACCUAUCUGGGAGUGCCUAUCUUUGUCGGUCGUCCUCGCGCCUUUUAUUUCAUGCAGAUCUUUGAUAAGAUUGUUCAGAAAUUUGCGAAGUGGAAGGGUAUUCAACUCUCUAUAGCUGGUCGACUUUGUCUAGUGAAAUCGGUUAUUCAAAGUUCAAUUGUUCACUCCAUGAUGGUUUACAAGUGGCCUAAGUCGCUUCUUCACUCUUUGGAUAGAAAAUGCAGAAAUUUUGUUUGGACUGGUAAUAUUGAUCAGCGUCCCAGCUGCUCUGUUAGUUGGGGUCGCACUUGCUCCCCUCGGCCUGAAGGCGGCUUGGGAAUUCGAUCUUUUACCCUGAUGAAUCAGUCCUUCUUAAUGAAGUUGACUUGGAAGACGAUAAAGGGAGAUGAUUGGGCUCACAAAAUCUUGCGUUCCAGAUACCUUACUGGUUUCAGUUAUGCCAAGCAGAAUAUCGCAAACUCUUCUAUCUGGUUGGGAAUGAAAGAUGAAAUCAAUGAGUUGGUGAAUGACACUUAUGCUUGCAUUGACCGUGGGGACUGCGUUUACUUUUGGAAAGAUGACUGGCAGGGCUAUAAGCUGGUUGAUAGGCUGAGGAUUCCUACCUAUAUGCAUAAGUUUCUUAACUUUUCUGUGCAUGACUACUUUCAUGACGGGGUCUGGCAUUUCACGGCUGCUUUUGUAAAUCGGUUUCCUGACGUGGUGGCUGACAUCAUACUCUUUCCCACAAAUGGGAGUAAAGACGUUAGAUUCUGGAAACAUUCUAUUCGUGGGGAUGUUUCCGCCGCUCUUGCCUUUGCUAAAAAUUGUCAUCGUUUCCUGGAGGUGAAUUGGGGAAAGUGGAUUUGGGAGCCCUUCAUUCCGGUUAGACGGUCGAUCCUUUGCUGGCGUGUUAUUCAUGGGCGUCUUCCUACUCUUGAUACUCUUAUUAGACAAGGCCUGGUAGCUCCUAAUGGCUGUACCCUUUGCUUGGAGAGAGAGGAAACAAUUUCUCACGUCCUUUGGAAUUGCUCUAAGGUGAAACCCAUCUGGCAGGAAUUUCUCUCUUGGUUUGACAAAACCUCCCUCGGGGAUUGCUUGGAUAUUCACUCGUUCCUGGUGAAGGCGUGGACGACGGAUCUUAGCCCUCAAAUUCUUUCGUUCUGGAAAGCGAGGAUGAUCUCUAUCAUUUGGAAGAUUUGGGAGUGUCGGAACUCUAUGGUUUUUGAUGAUGUUACUUUUGAUUCUCGACGGAUUUUGGUCUUCGUCAAAUCUUAUUUCAAAGAGCUCGAUUACAAUUUCAAAAAUCUUGGCAACAUCAGCAACACUUGGCAGGAUUAUUUAAUCACCAGAUCAAUCGAGGUUGGCAGCCGAUCAGCCCCUCCGCCUCGCAUGGUUGAAGUUCAUUGGUGGCCUCCUGCUUGGAUGAAAGUCAACACUGACGGCUCUGCUUUGGGGGCGCCGGGGAUCAUUGCUGCGGGCGGGGUUUUUAGGGACCAUCAUGCGGUAGUUCGUGGCUGCUAUCACAUUAACGGGGGGAUUGGUUUUUCGUUUGAAGCUGAGCUUUUAGCAGUCAUCACUGCUAUUAAUCUGGCUCAUGAUAGAAAGUGGCACUACUUGUGGAUUGAGUCAGACUCCAUGUAUGUGUUCCGAUUGUUGGAGACUCGAUCUUCGGAUGUUCCUUGGCGUUUCUAUGCCUCUUGGAACAACUCUCUUCAUCUUCUUCAGAAGUUCCAUCUGAUUGUUACUCAUAUCUUUGAGAGGGAAAUCAGCCUACUGAUAUCGUGGCUAACAAUGAUCGGGUGGAAGGAUGGUGGCCGUCAGCUAUUGAUGUGA
Molecule: messenger RNA, 4062 nt
Organism: Salvia miltiorrhiza (redroot sage)
Lineage: Eukaryota; Viridiplantae; Streptophyta; Magnoliopsida; Lamiales; Lamiaceae
Exons: 1
Coding region: 1-4062 (1353 amino acids)
Molecular function (GO): nucleic acid binding; RNA-DNA hybrid ribonuclease activity
Source: RefSeq, a predicted model, not a curated record